CCAAACACACACACACACACCCUCACAGAUCCUUCCAUUAAUUUCAGCGUCGCGACGCGCACCCAGCUUUGAUGGUUGCUAUAAAAUAGAAGCGUCAAAUAAUCAUAAAACUCCUCUCCAAACGGGACUGACGAGCAACACUGUAAAGUAGGACAGGUGGAAAUUCAGGAAAGAAGAUGAACAGAGUUACUAAGAUCCAAACAACCCCAUCAGCGUCUGGGAUAGACAUGGCUCCUUGCUUUAAGGUGACCGUGUUCGAGCAGGAGCAUUUCCAAGGCAAAUGUCAGGAGCUCACCUCAGAGUGCAGCAACAUCCAGGAGCGUGGGUUUGACAACAUCCGCUCUAUCCGUGUGGAGAGCGGCGCCUGGGUAGGAUACGAGCACCAUGACUUCCAGGGACAGCAGUUUGUCCUGGAAAAAGGAGAAUAUCCUCAUUGGGAUGCCUACAGCGGCAGUCUGGGCUACCAUGUGGAGAGGAUGAUGUCACUGCGCCCCAUCUGCAGUGCUGACCACCAGAGCAGUCGCAUGGCCAUCUAUGAGAAGGAGAACUUCCUGGGGCGCAACGUAGAGCUGUGUGACGAUUACCCAUCUUUGCAGGCCAUGGGUUGGUGCGACAAGCAAGUGGGCUCCAUGCAUGUGCAGUGUGGCGCCUUUGUGUGUUACGAGUACCCUGGCUAUCGAGGACAGCAGUAUGUUAUGGAGUGUGACAGGCACAGCGGAGACUACCAGCACUGCAGGGACUGGGGCUCCCACUGCCAGACCCCUCAGAUCCAGUCCAUCCGCAGAAUCCAGCAGUAACGCCUGAGGGCGCAUGGAAGGAAACGGAAAACAUGCAGAGUUUGGAAGCAGGGUAGUCACACCAGUCAUUCUAGCAGCAGUCACUUUAUGAGGUGCAGUGUGGCAAAUUGUAAGACCUUCACUGGCUGCACGUAGUUUCCACUUGCGGUGCUCUAGUGCUACACCAAAAAAAUUAAAGUAAACAAAAACCCAAGCAUACACAGAUACACAUCAAUGCCCGUUCAACAAAAAUCACCAGCUCACAUUCAUCCCCACAUGUGAUCCAAGGUAAAGUAGUAGCAUAUAAAAACAAUAUUCAUAUGAAACUAAUAUUCUAUACAACAGAAGCACAGUGGGAGACACCGGAGAGUAAAAAUGUGUCAAUCAUGGCAAGAUGUGUAUCUGUAUAUGCAACCAUGUCACGUCUCUGUGACGUUUGAGUGCCAUAUGGGGACAGAUGGGAGUGUGUGUUAGACCAUUCGGAGGAGAGGAGGACAACGGUUGACUAAUAAAAACAUACUCACCUCAAA
Molecule: messenger RNA, 1306 nt
Organism: Sinocyclocheilus grahami
Lineage: Eukaryota; Metazoa; Chordata; Actinopteri; Cypriniformes; Cyprinidae
Product: beta-crystallin A3-like
Exons: 6
Coding region: 177-797 (206 amino acids)
Biological process (GO): visual perception; lens development in camera-type eye
Molecular function (GO): structural constituent of eye lens
Source: RefSeq, a predicted model, not a curated record